Messenger RNA from Dicentrarchus labrax (European seabass), 2835 nucleotides. It is a transcript of the gene foxred2, whose product is annotated as FAD-dependent oxidoreductase domain containing 2. Gene Ontology annotation, molecular function: flavin adenine dinucleotide binding; monooxygenase activity. The transcript is spliced from 10 exons. Bases 183 to 2237 code for a protein of 684 amino acids. NCBI's taxonomy places the organism in Eukaryota, Metazoa, Chordata, Actinopteri, Moronidae. The record is from RefSeq and is a predicted model, not a curated record.
UGGAUUUUCCGAGGGGAGUACACACACACAUAUACAUACACACACACACACACACUCACACUCACACACACAUAACACGCUUUAAAAUGCUAACUAGUAAACAUGUAGCAAUCUCGACAGCUUUGCUACAUGCUGAGCCACAGAUGUUGCGCGGGAGGGAUCGACUGAUAUAAAAGCAGGUUAUGGAUUCGAGCCUUCCUUGUUAUAUCCUUUUCAUCUUGAUUGGCUGUGUCAAAUGCUCUUUUGAUAACCACCACCACAAUGGCACCCGCCGCUAUGAUUACUGUGUGCUUGGAGCUGGGCCUGCAGGACUGCAGAUGGGAUAUUUCCUUUCCAAGGCUAAAAGAGACUACAUCAUCUUGGAGAGGAACUCAGGGCCGGGCAGCUUCUUUAACAAGUAUCCCAGGCACCGGAAGCUCAUCAGCAUCAACAAGAUCCACACAGGAAGGCAGAACCGAGAGUUCAACCUGCGCCACGACUGGAACUCGCUGCUGAGCGAUAAAGCUGACCUCCUGUUCAAGAGAGUGAGCAGUGAGUUCUACCCACCGGCUGAUGCCUUCCCACUCUACCUGUCCAUGUUUGUGAAGGAGCUUGGGCUGAGGGUCCAGUAUGGUGUGGACAUCGGCAGGGUCAGGGCGGUGCUGUCGGCCACUGGCAGGAGCUACAUCCUGACCGACCAGCACAUGUCGGACUACACGUGCAGUGUUCUUCUGGUAGCCACGGGUUUGUGGGUUCCUCAGAAGGUAGAGUUUGUCGGUUCUGACCUGGUUGAGGGCUAUGAGUCCAUUUCCACUAACCCCGAGGACUACAAAGACCAGGCUGUGCUUAUCCUGGGGAAGGGCAACUCGGCUUUCGAAACGGCCCAGAGCAUCUUGGGAACCGCCAGCCGGGUGCACAUGCUCAGUUCCAGUCCCGUUCGACUGGCUUGGCAAACACAUUAUGUUGGAGAUCUCAGAGCUGUGAAUAAUGAGCUAAUAGACACGUACCAACUGAAGUCCCUUGACGGGUUGGUGGAGGCACGUCUGGAGAAAAUAGUUAUCGCUCGACGAAAGGAGAAAAGCAAGAGGAGAUCAGGUGGAAAGAAGAAAGAGAAGAAGGUACAGUUGUACCUGACAUUAAAUAAGUACAUACAACACAAGGAAGAGAAGAACAGCUCUGAUGUGACAGGAGAAGAACUGCCGGGGUAUCACAUUGACAACUUCUCCAUCCGAAAGCCCUACGACCGCGUGAUUCGAUGCCUUGGAUUCCGAUUCAACUUCAGCAUAUUUGACAGCUCUACCUGCCCACCCAACAGUGAAAAGGCAAAAGGGAGGUUGCCGGGGGUGACCGCCUGGUAUGAAGGGAAGAACACCCCUGGCUUGUUUGUGCUGGGAACCGCUGCCCACUCCAGAGACUACCGCUCAUCUGCUGGCGGCUUCAUCCAUGGGUUCCGUUACACAGCUCGAGUUGUACAUCGUGUACUUGAACAACGUUACCAUAGCAACCAGUGGCCAUCGACAAAUUUGUUGACAACACAGCUGCAGUCCUGGAUUCUGAAGCGGGUCGGGGAGGCUUCUGGGCCGUACCAAAUGUUUGAGGUGCUGGGGGACGUUAUAGUUCUUAGAGGCUCCCACUGUGAAUAUGUGGAAGAGUUUCCAGUCCAGGCCUUGCCUCAGUUCUCCUCUCUCUCGGGCCAUGAGAUCUCCAACCAUGGACUUAUAGUUCUAGUCAUGCAGUACGGGAAGAAGAAGAUAGACUAUCUGGGGAGGAGCAGAGCUCAGACUGACUGGACCAAAGCUUGGAAAUCGAACUUUCUGCACCCUGUUUUAUACUACUAUGACACACUUCCUACCGAGGAAGAAAUGAAGCUCCGUCCCUAUGGCUGGCCUUUACCAAGGCCCAAGGCAGUUCAUCACAUGGUGGAGGACUUCCUCACAGAAUGGGAGAGUCCCGUAUCUCAUAUUCAGCCACUGCGGCGCUUCCUGGAGCACUGUGUUCAGACUGACCUCAGGGCCUUCUAUGCGGAAUCAUGUUUCCGCUCAUCCCUUACUCACCGCAAGCCGCCACUGUUUUGUCAGCAAGGAUACUUGAAGCAGAAGGGUGUCGCUCACAGCAGUCAGCUGUGGCAGCAUGUUCAUGACGCUGUGCAGAUGCCUACUGAGCAAGAGGCAGGCACAUCAGGAGCUGACCACGCUUUCCCCAACUACCUGGCACAAGCUGGAGCCUCCAUGUCUUCAGGACUGAAACUUGACUUCUGAUUGUUUUACUUAAGUGUGUUAAAGCUAUACCUAUAAUGCUGUUUAGGUUCCUCAGACCUGCUACCUCCAGCACCCAUAAAAAUUCCCUCCGCAAGACCAAAUAUUUUUGACAGAAUGCCGUCCUAUAGAUCAGUAGUUCCCAACCUUUUUUGGCUUGUGACCCGUUAAGAUAUUCUACUUGCAACACCUUGUCACCAGAUGUAAAUGUUACAUGACACAUGACCUUUUCAACCAAAGAGUGAUUUUACUUUCUUUAUUUUAAUAGUGUCCAAAGAAGUAAUUCACAAAAAAUGAGCAAAGAGUAGAGGAAAGUUUGAAAGACUAAGCAUAACUUUGUGUAUUCCCGCUUGUGGUAAUCAUCUCACGGCCCCUCAGGUUGGAAACUAUUGUUUAUCACUGGAGAGGCACCUUGUCCCUUGAAAGCUCCCUUUAUAAUUAUACCCCACAAAAUAUUUAUAUACAUUAUAAUAUGCCAUUUUCAUAUCAUGGAAAUCUAUAUUAUAUGAAGCUAUAUAGGUGGAGGGUGGGUGUGACAAAAUUAUUAUGCAUAAUACAUUUUACAUGAUGUUACCUAAUUAAACAUACAUUAAAGAGGGAA